Molecule: messenger RNA, 4539 nt
Organism: Amphiprion ocellaris (clown anemonefish)
Lineage: Eukaryota; Metazoa; Chordata; Actinopteri; Pomacentridae
Product: potassium voltage-gated channel subfamily H member 2-like
Exons: 8
Coding region: 2686-4062 (458 amino acids)
Biological process (GO): potassium ion transmembrane transport; membrane repolarization during action potential
Cellular component (GO): membrane
Molecular function (GO): inward rectifier potassium channel activity
Source: RefSeq, a predicted model, not a curated record
CCUCUCUGUCUCAGUGCCAACGUAGUAGCCGGUUGUUCGAACGAAGAAGACACACACACGUCUGAAAAUGAGUCAGAGGAGAAGGAGCAGCAUUUGGGGGCACUUUUCUUGCGAAGAAAACAGUAAGGCUAAAUGCAGCAUUUGUCAGAAAGUCAUUUCAUUCAAGUCUGGGUCAACAAAUAAUUUACACAGGCAUUUGAAGACUCAACACCCAACAGUGCAGGUCACAGGUUUGAGAGCAGAGCCAGACUCAGACAACAGCAGUGACACUGAUGUGUCCAUUGCCUCCUCUGCCUCCACAUCUGCAUCUACAGCAGCCUCUGACCCCACUGGGCCCACCACAUUAGAGAUGUGACGUUGGUGAACGAGUCAGUUGUUUGAACGGCUCUUUUAAGUGAACGAUGAGAACCAGUUCACAGCUGCGAGUCGUUCGCAUGUGGAAAUUGCCAACACUUUCUUUACGUUUCACCUCAAUGAGUCUGAGUUGUCCAUGCUGCCUUCAUGUGAACGACUCAUGACAUUUCCGAAUUUGAGUUGUCCACAGCAGCUCCAUUCACAUGAACGCAGCUCUAUAUGUAGCUAACUUAGAGGAGGAGUGUGAGCACCUCCCGAGUCCGAAUGACUGGAGACUGGAGCGGAGCCACAUUUGCCGCUUUAUCAGGGAGAAGGAGAUAUUAGUGAUGGAAAAAAAAGAAAAAAAUAUAUCUUUUUCUGUAUUGUUAAAAUGUUCUUGUGUGGAACAUUUUACAGUAAAGCUGUUUUGCAUGGAAGUUAUCCGGUAGUCUGCAUAGUUUUAUUGUGCCACAAAAUUUUUUAGGUGACUGAAAAUUCAAAACAGUGAUCUCACCGUCAAAGCAUGGGGAUAUAGGCCAAAUGAAAUUCUAAUCAGUAUUUUAGAAUAAUUCCCACCAAUAGAGUAUAUAUUGGUGGGAUGUGUAAGUUUGAAAUAUUGAGAUCCAUAUUGUAUCUUGUAACUGCUACCAGUGAUUGUUUCCUGGAUAAAAACGAGUUACCCCUGGUUGAUUUCUAAAAUAAAUGAAGAUAAGAACGAGCCAGUCUUUUGAACGGCUCUUUGAAAGGAACGGCUCCUCAAGAUCCGGCUCCCUUCAAAGAGCCAUAAAUCCCAUCUCUACUUCUCACACAAGAAAACUUUUCCUCUCACUCUCCAGUGUGUGUGAGGACAGCUUCUUCUUCGGAGGCUCUGCCUCUGCCGCUUAACCAAUCAGAGGACGGGGUGAACAGUGCAGGAGACAGCAGGCAGGAGAGAGAGGCGCGGCUGCAUCUGAGCCGAAAUAACCCAGUUUUAAAUUGCUUUCUGCAUAUCGGCCGGUCGGAUUAAAAAAAGGCCGAUGCCGAUAUACGUCAAAUUUCCAAAUAUCGGCGCCGAUAAUCGGCCCGACCAAUAAUCGGUCGAUCUCUAGUAUAUACAGCUACGCAUAACCAGGAGCUCACACAAUCCUGGCCCACUACAACUACACACCACCAUGGCAAAACAGAAACUACUACACCCAAAUGACAAAAUCACUAUCAUUAAUUAUAACAAUGAUGUGACCUGGGAAACAAGCUACUCUACUUCACUGGCAGUGUAAAGAGGGAGAGUGGUCGCGGAGUCUGCUACUACCACCAAGAUCUGCACCCCUUCUACUUGUUGCGGCUUAGCCCUCGCAGCUCCUGUUGCUGGCGACGGCCGGGUAUGGGCCCAACACUCCAGCACCAUCCAUUUUCAGGGCUAGUUCAUUAGACCAGCCCCGACUAGACACCGGCCCACCGGGACAGUGCCCGGUAUGCCAGAUGGCCAGUCCACCCCAGGUUGAAGAGGGCUGUGUGGCUUGGCUCAUGGAGGUUCUUGACACAAGGCUGACUUUGGAUCCAGAGAGGGUUUGAUGUGGAAUGCAUGUCCAGAUUGGGACCUGGGUGUGCACAUCCAAGGGUAGUCAGGGAGGAGUGUAUCCAGGCAUGGAUCAGGAAAAAGGCAGAGAAGAAAUAGGUUAAACCAGAGCAAAACAAAGCAUAACAGAAUUACUUGGUUAGACUUGAUUGACUGCAGUCUGAUCAACUCUCUGUCAUGGAAUGAUGAGCUGAACCCUUGUUUUAUGGUAGACUGUGGAAAUCAGUGGCAGGUGAGCCAUUCCCCAACACAGGUGUCCUCAAACAAGUGAUUACCCCGUAGGAGGGAAACACACACACACAGACACACUCACCCCACCAUAAGGGAAAAGGGAAGGAGGGAGAAGGAAAGCUAACAACUAAGCAGAUGUGGAGGGCAUGACAAGUGUGUGAAAGUUGAUGGAGGAAAAAAUUCUUAUUUAAUCUAUUAAUUGACUUCUAUCACAUUUACAACAAAAAUUGUUUAAAAAAAUAAUGGGGUUUGAAUAUUUAGUGACUGUACUUAUAUGUUCUUUAUAUUGAAAAUGAGAAAUUUCAGUUUGUUUUGAAGAAAAUUGCAAACAUUUCUUUCAAUACAACUUUACCUUUGAUUAUGGGCUAUUAAGUGUACAUUGGUACGCAAAAAUGGCAGUGUUAUCCCUUAAAAGCUACAGUUUGGAGAAAAUGAGGGCAUUUGAGUGCAUUUUGAAUCCACUAUUACGUGCUUAUUAAAGAAAAACAUGUCAGAAAACAUGGACUAACACUCUGCUUUUGUUCUGGUGUCUAGGAUCCACUAAGGGGUGUCUAAAGGCCCUGGCAAUGAGGUUCAAGACAACUCAUGCUCCUCCUGGUGACACCCUAGUCCAUGCUGGAGACCUGAUAUCUGCUCUGUACUUCAUCUCCAGAGGAUCCAUAGAAAUCCUUAAAGAAGAUGUGGUGUUAGCUAUAUUGGGAAAGAAUGAUAUUUUUGGGGAGCCUAUUAAUCCUUAUGAUCUGCCAGGAAAAUCCAGUGCUGAUGUCAAAGCCCUGACCUAUUGUGAUCUGCACACAAUACAAAGACAGGACAUGUUGGAGGUUCUGGACAUAUAUCCCAAAUUCUGUGAAUAUUUCUGGUCCAACCUGGAUAUCACCUUCAACCUCAGAGAUGUAAAUAAUGAAUCUGGAGGUCUUCUGGGUGGAGAUGACUGUGAUGGAUUCAACAGACCAUACAAACACAAAAUAUCUUCGACUCACACAGGUGAAAACAUCACAACUGGGAGACAGAGUGCAGUGUACAGAUGUAGAAGAAAGCCCAAUAACUGGGAACUGUGGGGCGACUGGAAUAAAAAUGACUAUAAACAUACAUUAUAUGACACUGUGUUCUCCAGCGAGGGUGACAAGGAGGAUUCAGAGAUAACCGGUCCCCUCCAGAACGCCAUUAGUGCAACGGUCACAAGUACUACAAGAUGCCUUGAGACUGAAUGGAGAGAGAAGACCAACAACUCUAUUACAGAAGUGUCUGACAUCUUUACACUCUGGGGUGCAGAGAGUCGGGAGGACCAGAGACACCAGAAGGUGUCGCACUCACUCAGCCUGAACUCUCAGCCUCCAACUCAGCCUGCCUCUCAGCGCAUCGCUUGCCUCCGCUCAUCGUCUCCUUGUUCCUCCAGUCCCACUCCUCACUUUUCUCCUCCUUCUGUUAUCUCUUGGAGAAAGAAGACGGAUUUGCAGAACAGGCUGGAGGAACUGCAGCAUCAAAUAAGCAAGUUGGAGUCUCGUAUGUCAGCAGACAUAGGGAUCAUUAUGCAGCUUCUUCAAAGGCAGAUGCCAACGAUCCCACCUUCCUAUAGCACCCUGACAUCAACACCUAAUGAACCCUUUUCCCCCAUCCUGUCCUCCACUGCAUCCAGAACUGGCACCCCAACCCCCUCCUACCCCACAGAAAAGUCAUCAGCCACCAACCCCCAGCAGCCCAAUGUAAGCCAAGAUCAAGCACUUCAACUUCUGGAAUCAAACUCGUUCAGUUGUGAAUCCUCUGACAAUCAUACUGACUUACCCCCUCUCAUUGAUACCUCAUCCCUCCAGUCUUCUUUGUAUCAAUCACUAUUCUCUGCCCCCAGUUUCCCCCAAAACCCCUUCAUGUCUCCAACCCAUUCUCAAAACUCCUCCCACUCUUCCUCCUCUAGUCUUCCUCAGACAGCUCAAGCUUGGCCUUGACUGAAGCCAACAAAACGAGUGUAAUGUGACAAAUUGAGGAUUGGCAGGCUUUGAUGUAUUUAAUAAGUGAGUGUGAUGUUAUGAUUUUUUUUCCUUUGCAACAGUUUUGAAAGAGUAAAAUCUAAGUAUGUAGCUCCUAUAAGUUCAUGUAAGGUUUUUGUAGCCUUUGUGGUAGAUAUCAUGUACCUUUGUGGUAAUUCAUGUAAAUCCUUCCUGAAACUGAACCAGUAGAGCUAACAUAAUUCUAUACAUAGUAACAGAUGGAUGUGAAGCAAAAAAUAAUAAUUGAAAAAGUACAGAAAAAAAGUCAUGGGAUUAUUGUUAACUGUAGAUAACAAAAUAGUGUUUAUAUUUGGUAACUUACAUAGACUGACUACAAGGCAACAGGAAACAAUACAAACCCAAAAUUUACCUUAGGGUCAAGCUGACCCCAAGGAUAUUUGCCUCCAGAAAAUUUACAUAAAAUUGUUGACCAAG